GGAACGUAAUGGCGAUAGACUUUGAGAAGAAAAUUUGGAAGUAGAGACGCGAACUGCAGCUGCGUUGGGAAAAGCCGCUUCUUUUUCUCUUUGGGAGGAGACACGUUGCGGGCUUUGCAGCCCAACCCAAAAGGCUAAAAUGCUGGCCUUUCACCGAAAGUGAGCCCAAAAAAAAAAUGCAGCAGCGAAACAAUGCCGACUCCCAUCGGUGCGCACCGCGCGCCCCCGGCUACCUCCGCACCGCCGCCGCGCUCGCCGCCGUCGUCCAGAGCCUCCUCGACGAGCCCCGGCCCCGGCCGCGGCCCGGGUCCCAGACCCUCCACGCGCAGCUACUCGAGUCCGGCCUCCGCCCCACCGACGACCUCUCCGUCAAGCUCCUCCUCCUCCACCUCCGAUGCGGCUCCCACCACAACGCGCGCGCGGUGUUCGACGGAAUGCCGGCGCCGACCCACGCCGCGCACAACUACCUCGCCGCGGGGUACUCCCGCCUGGGCCUCCCCGAGGAGGCGCUCGGGAUCGUGAGGCGGCUGGCGAGGUGCACGGGGAGGCUGAACGUGUUCGUGCUGUCGAUGGCGCUCAAGCUGUCCGCGGCGCUGGCGCUGCCCCGCGCGGUGAGGGAGGUCCACGCCCGCGUGGUGAGGUCGGUCGUCGAGUCCGAUGACGUCCUCUUCGCGGCGCUGGUGGACGCCUACGUGAAGAACGCGUCGCUUCGGUACGCGCGGCGGGUGUUCGACGUAAUGCCGGUGCGGACCGUGGUGUCCUCGACGGCGUUGAUCGUCGGGUGUAUGAACGAAGGGCUGUACGAGGACGCUGAAGAGAUAUUCAACACGAUGGACGAGAAGGACGUCGUGGUGUACAACGCCAUGGUCGAAGGCUACAGCAAGACGGAGGAGACGGCAGAGAGCUCGAUGGAGGUGUUCAAGUCGAUGCAUCGGGCGAGGUUCCGGCCGACCGUGUCGACGUUCGUGAGCGUUCUCGGCGCGUGCUCGCUCCUGUCCUCACCGGAGAUCGGCGAGCAGGUGCACUGCCAGGUGAUCAAGAGCAGCCUCUCCUCCGACAUCAAGGCCGGGAGCGCGCUGCUCGACAUGUACUCCAAGUGCGGCCGUGUCGACGACGGCCGGAGGAUCUUCGACCGGAUGGCGGAGCGGAACGUCAUCACAUGGACCUCGAUGAUCGACGGGUACGGCAAGAACGGCCUCUCCGACGAGGCUCUCCAGCUGUUCGAGCAGAUGCUGCGGCGGCACGACGACGCCAUCCGGCCGAACCACGCCACGUUCCUGAGCGCCCUGUCGGCGUGCGCGCGCGCCGGGCUGCUGUCCCGGGGCCAGGAGGUGUUCCAGAGCAUGGAGCGCGAGCACGCGCUGAGGCCGCGGAUGGAGCACUACGCGUGCAUGGUGGACCUGCUCGGCAGGUUCGGCAGCGUCCGCCGCGCCCACGACUUCAUCAGGGGGAUGCCGGCGAGGCCCAGCUCCGACGUGUGGGCGGCGCUGCUCGGGGCGGCCACGCUGCACGGGGACGUGGAGACGGCCGGCCUCGCCGCGAGGGAGGUGUUCGAGCUCAGCCGCGCCGCCGGGAGGCAAAGGCCCGGCGCCUACAUGGCGAUGUCGAACACGCUCGCGGCGGCCGGGAAAUGGGACGGCGUGCGUCAGGUCCGGGAGAUGAUGCGGCGGCGAGGGGUACUGAAAGACGCUGCCUGCAGCUGGGUUGGCUCCGAGUGAAAGUUCUCCAUCCUUUUGGAUGGUGUAAUCAUGUACAUUAGCUAAAACAUUCUAUAAAUUUUAUUGUCUAGUCUUCUUCCUGCAAGCAAGCAAUGGCCUGCUCGUAUGUAAUAUUUUGAGCAGGUCGUAUUCA
This is a messenger RNA of Oryza sativa Japonica Group (Japanese rice), 1851 nucleotides long. Its product is annotated as pentatricopeptide repeat-containing protein At1g28690, mitochondrial. The record is from RefSeq and is a predicted model, not a curated record. NCBI's taxonomy places the organism in Eukaryota, Viridiplantae, Streptophyta, Magnoliopsida, Poales, Poaceae. Gene Ontology annotation, molecular function: protein binding.